AUGCACACUUCAUAAUAAACUUUAUCCCUCUUAGCUGACUUCUAAGUUAAAAAUCAAGAUUAUAACUCUUUCUUAUCUUCACCUUAGGAAGCAUUUGAUACUACUGAUUUAAAUGCACUUUUAACAAGAGUCACUUCAUUUUAAUUUGAUAAUAUAGUCACAAAAAAAAAUGAAGAAGAUUAUGAAAUAAGUGAUGAUAACGAAGAUAAUACUGGCAGAUAAAAGAAUUAGUGCUCUUUAGAGUUUAAUUUCUCAAAUAAAGUAUAAAAAAUAAAACCCUUUACAAUUACCAGAAACAGAGGUUCACAUUUUAGAGUUAGCAGAGUUGCUAACUACUCGGAAUUGUUUUUGAGAAAUCUAGAUGAUAAAACAUGUUUCAUGCUCGCUGGAGAUUUCACAGUAGAUAGAGGUGUGUUUUUAAAACAAAACUCUUCUUAAGUGGAAGCCUAUUGCCCAUUACAUAAUUAUCGCCCUUAAGUUUCUGUAUAAACUGGUAAGAACUAUGUUAUUUGCACUCUCAACUAAUCCUAUAAUGGUAUUACUGAUAUUUUAGCUCCUGUAACUAUGCUAAAACUUUUAUAAAACUAAUAAGCUUUUGAAAUAUCAUCAUUUAUAAUGAAUUACUAAAACUACAUUAAUUAGCUGCAGUUGAUCAGAACUAAUUUAAAUAAUGCCUUUAACAAAGAGUAGUUGAUAGAGUAGGUAAAAGCUAAUCACUUGAAUUCACUUAAAAUUGCUCAUGAAGCUAUGGAAAAAGCUGAUAAAAACAAGGCAUAUGUUUUCCUUUACAUGAAGUUCGACUAUGAAGCAGGAACAAAUAAACUAUUCUUUGUUGGAGGUAACACCAAAUUUACUGAAGCAUUCCUUGGCUAAAACGAUAUCACAUUAAUGAGGCAGUACUGUUAACGAUAUAGUUUCCCUCAUUUUAAUGAUGUCUCUGGUGUCCUUAAUGUUUUGUACUCAAAAUUCUAAUCCAAAAAUUCAUAUUUCUCAAAUUUAGUUACUUUUGACGAUGAAGUCCUUCCCUUUGAAGGUGUCAGAGAGUUUGUUCCUCUCCACUAACUAGAAAUUGCUCCUGGUCUCUCUGUUGGAGAUAAAUUCGAAAUGAGAGAGUUGAAGUUCAACCCUAAAGUUUAUCAAAGUGUAGCCUAAAUUCGUACUGAAACUAACCAAAUGGAAACUUACUUGAAAAUUGAAGAUUUAGGAUAUACCUUAGAGGCAGAAGCCUUUGUUAAUAAAUUUUACAAGAAAAAUAAAAAAUCAAAAACUAAUCCUCCUACAUCUGAUUCUUCUUCAGAUUCUCAAUUAAGAAAAUCAUGCUUCAAUCUCUGA
Tetrahymena thermophila SB210 is the source of this 1332-nucleotide messenger RNA. RefSeq lists its product as hypothetical. The record is from RefSeq and is a predicted model, not a curated record. Lineage: Eukaryota; Ciliophora; Oligohymenophorea; Hymenostomatida; Tetrahymenidae. The transcript has a single exon.